CAUUAAUCUUUUUUGGGUUUUUCCGUAAUAAUUCACCGAAAAAUGACUACCAAUUUACUUCUUCGGUAGAGGUUAUCACUAUAAUUAUAAUUCACUGUUGGGAAAGGCUCAAUGGUCCACAAAGAAUAUGUUAAAACAGCAGCCUUGAAAUUGAAAUCACCAACUGGAUUGCAUUUGCAAAGUCCGUGUUCAUUUCUGCAGAAAAAGAGUGAAGGUAAUAUCUUCAUAAUCUGGAAUUUGAGAUCCCCUACAGUUUCAUUAGCCAUGAUGAGGAACAUAGAAUUUCAGGACCCCUAUUUGGCAGGAAAUAUUCCAGCAGAAAUUGCAGAAAACUGGAAAGAAUUUUUUCCCGAAAAUGAGGAUUUUAGUUGCGAAGAGGUUCUUGUUCAGCAGGAGAGCGUUUAUCUAUCAAUUCAAGAGAAUGGAAGGGAUAAGAGAAGCACCUCUGGUUGUAGCCAUAGCAGUGAUAAGAGUCAUCUGGUUUCCGAAAAGGGUGGAUCUUCACAUGGUGGCAGUAAUAAUUCACAGGUAGCUUUGGAUGAAGCUUUAGCUAGAUCCUUGCAGGAGCUAGGAGAUGACUUUGAGGAUUUCUAUCCACAUGAAGACAAUGGUGCUGAAGCCGGGACUCGGAUUAGAGAAGUUAGUACUGUAGAAACUCCAACCAGGGCUGUCACUCAUAAUCUGAUACAAGAUGACAUUGAUCCUGAUAAUAUGACUUAUGAGCAAUUACAAUCAUUAGGUGAAAGUAUUGGAAGCGAAAAUAAAGGACUGCCAGAAGAGCUUAUCGCCCGUUUACCAACUUUCAAGUAUAAAUCAGGAUUCUUUUCUAAGAAAAAGAAAGAAGAGUGUGUGAUAUGUUGCAUGGUGUAUAGUACUGGAGAAAGGUUGAUCAACCUGCCCUGUGCACACCAGUACCAUUCUGCGUGCAUUAAACGUUGGUUGUCAGUGAAUAAGCAAUGCCCUGUCUGCCAAACGGAGGUGCAAGAUGAAUGAAUUGAGGACAAUAUGCGAGGACUGAAGGCAAAUGAACUCAUGAAGUGCAUGUUUAUUCUGUUACGUUGUUGACUGUUAGUAUCUAGUACAAUUACGAAGCUUAAGUUAUCGUUGUAAAAGAUUACAAGUUUCUUACCUGCUCGAUUAUAAGUGCUCUCAUAUCUCA
Daucus carota subsp. sativus is the source of this 1159-nucleotide messenger RNA. Its product is annotated as E3 ubiquitin ligase BIG BROTHER-related. NCBI's taxonomy places the organism in Eukaryota, Viridiplantae, Streptophyta, Magnoliopsida, Apiales, Apiaceae. Bases 112 to 993 code for a protein of 293 amino acids. The record is from RefSeq and is a predicted model, not a curated record. Gene Ontology annotation, molecular function: ubiquitin-protein transferase activity; ubiquitin conjugating enzyme binding. The transcript is spliced from 8 exons. Gene Ontology annotation, biological process: floral organ development; negative regulation of organ growth; protein ubiquitination.